AUGGACUCGACGAAUCUGAUGCCUAAUCAAAAAAGUCAGAUUCCUGCAAAGCCAUUUCAGCCACCAUUGCCAUACCCAACCCGAGCUAAGCAAGAGAAGAAGGAAGAAAACUACCAGAAGUUUCUAGACCACAUAAAAGCCCUUCAAAUCAAUAUACCAUUCAUCGAGGCAGUUGUACAAAUGCCAAAAUACGCCAAAUUCCUCAAGGAGCUACUAACCAAUAGAAGGAAGAUGGAAGAGGUGAAGGAAGUGGUUCUUAAUGAGAAUUGCUCAGCUGCCAUGUUAAACAAACUACCAAAGAAGAAGGGUGAUCCCGGAAGCUUAACUUUGCCUUGCCAAUUUGGGAAUUUGGCCACCAUUCAUGCUUUGGCUGAUUCGGGAGCAAGUGUAAAUCUCAUGCCAUAUUCAUUUUUCAAGAAAUUAGAUCUCCCGAAACCAAGGCCAAUUCGAAUGUCAAUCCACUUAGCAAAUAAAAUGGUCACCUUUCCAAGAGGAAUAUGUGAAGAUCUAUUGGUGAAGGUAGAUAAGUUCGUGUUUCCCGCGGACUUUAUAAUUCUAGACAUGGAAGCGGAUCCUCAAGUCCCGAUCAUCCUUGGAAGACAUUUCCUUAAUACAGCAAGCGCUAUAGUUGACAUGCGAGAUUCAAAACUUACUCUAUGGGUAGGGGAUGAUUUAGUCACUUUCGGGGUUGAUCAAGCCAUGAAGCAUGCAAGGCAUAGUGAUGACAUGACAUUUUCAAUUGAUAUGUUGGAUGAAUUGAUGGAGGGAUGGCAUAAUGAAGAUCCAAACAAGUCCACCAUCACCGUUACUGAAGAACUUGAUGCUGAAAAACACCUACUAUAA
This is a messenger RNA of Lactuca sativa (garden lettuce), 843 nucleotides long. RefSeq lists its product as uncharacterized. NCBI's taxonomy places the organism in Eukaryota, Viridiplantae, Streptophyta, Magnoliopsida, Asterales, Asteraceae. Gene Ontology annotation, biological process: proteolysis. Gene Ontology annotation, molecular function: aspartic-type endopeptidase activity. The record is from RefSeq and is a predicted model, not a curated record.